CUCCUUCCCCACUUUUAAGUGGGAAGUUAUUUCGAAGAGUAGUUUGGAAAGAGAGAAGGGGGAAAAAAAAAAAAGAGAAAAUAUCCUGCAGGCAUAAAAGCACCGUUAAGAUUUCCUUCUCGCGCGCUUUGGGUAACUUCCUCGGUCGUGUUUGGCCCGCGCCUAAUCCGGUUACUUCCCCUGAAAGGGUUAACUCUCCCCGCUACUUUCGAAGCACCUGUUUCUUUAGCUUGCAGAAAACCGGCCAGACUCGGCUGGAUCAAUAUUUGCAUUUCCGUAUAGGAAAACACUAACCCUAAUCCAUUUAAUAAGGACGGUUGGCGAUUCCAUUAGCAAAUUGUGCGCGGAAAAGCAUCAACUAUGAACGGGUUUCCCAGCUCGGUUUUCGCUUUGUUCGCAACCGUUUGCCUGUGCGCGGGUUCCUGCGAUGGAGGGCGAACGCGGGUGAGUGGUUUUGUUCCGACGAGACAGGCAAAGCAACCGACGAGUUUGUGCAUUUAAAAAAAAAAAAAAAAAUUAACACGUGGAGAGAGAGGAGGUCACCCCACCCUGGGACCUUUUAAUCCAGCUCCACUCCUCCUCUCCUUGCUUUUUCUUCCAGGAACAAAGCAAGACCCAUGAUUCAUAACAGCCAGAACAAUCUCAGCGGGUCAAAUGGGAAACGUGGCCAAUAACGCUCUUCCGAUUGUCCCCAUUUCAUUAAGGUAAUGGGAAGCGCCGGGGCACCCAGCCCCCCCUCUGCGUCAGCAACAGCAGCUGGGGGAUCUGGUAGGCUGCCGGUGGCCGAAGCUGCGGAGACAUUUCCCAGCGGAUCCUGCCCCCCCCCCCGCCGCCCACCACGAUUGAUCACCGAGCGUCCCCCUUCCGCUGCUGCCUCUCCGCCGACACGCGCUGCGCUCGGGGUUGCCGGCAAAGUUGUCUCUUGCUCCUUUCCGGCGGCUGCUUAGGCUCGGAGCCCCCUCGCACCCCGGCGCGCCUGCCAGCCCGGAGAGGAUCGAGGCUCCUUCCCGUGCCCGGCAGAGGCGGGAGCAGGGCGCCGACGGCAGGAGCCGCUGUGUGGGCAGCAUGCAGCUGUGCCGGGGCCGCGCGUUGGGCAUCUCCGUGGCGGUGGCGCACGGGGUUUUCUCCGGCUCGCUCAACAUCCUGCUGAAGUUUCUCCUCAACCGCUACCACUUCACCUUCCUGACGGUGCUGCAGUGCCUGACCAGCUCCACGGCGGCGCUCAGCCUGGAGGUGCUGCGGCGGCGGGGCGCCCUGGAAAUGCCGCCCUUCAGCUUCAGCCUGGGGCGCGCCUUCGCGGGGGCCACGGUCCUCUCCACGCUGCAGUCCAGCCUCACCCUCUGGUCCCUGCGCGGGCUCAGCCUGCCCAUGUAUGUGGUCUUCAAGCGCUGCCUGCCCCUCGUCACCCUCCUCAUCGGCGUCCUGGUGCUCAAGAACGGCGUCCCCUCCCUCGGGGUGUCGGUGGCCGUCCUGAUCACCACCUGCGGGGCUGCUCUGGCAGGUGCUGGUGAUCUGACUGGUGAUCCCAUUGGGUAUGUGACUGGAGUUCUGGCUGUGUUGGUACAUGCAGGAUAUUUGGUUGUGAUUCAAAAGAUGAGUUCAGAUAGUGACUACGGGCCUCUGACAGCCCAGUAUGCCAUUGCGGUUUCAGCCACACCUUUUCUCAUCUUAUUCACCUUUGUCAGCAUGGAAGCUAUCAAUAUCUGGUCAUUCCCAGGAUGGAAAGAUCCCCUCAUGACAUUCAUCUUUUUUGCCUGUGUCUUAUUGGGCUGUGCUAUGAAUUUUACAACCCUUCAUUGCACUUACAUUAACUCAGCUGUCACCACUAGUUUUGUUGGCGUUGUGAAGAGCAUUGCAACCAUCACGGUUGGUAUGGUAGCAUUCAAUGAUGUGGAGCCAACGAAGCUGUUUAUAGCAGGCGUGGUGGUGAACACGGUAGGAUCCAUCACGUAUUGUGUGGUGAAGUUUAUUGAGACAAGAAAACAGAGUAAUUAUGAAGAUCUGGAAGAGGAACUUAGAGAAGAAGAGAAGAAAGACUGUGAUGGAGGCCAACCACCCUUUUCAAUGGAGGAGAUGCCCAAGGAGGCAGAAUCUGCAGAUCCAAUAAUAAAGGAGUCAGCAGAUGAAAAAAAACAGCAUAGCACAGAAGAGACGGGCAGCACUGGAGAAGAAGGAAAUGCUGCUGCUGUUCCAAUAGAUGGUAGUACUGAAGAACUUAACAGAAACUCACUAAAGAAUGCCUAUCUUGGAAUAUGGAGGUUAAUUAGGGGAGCCAAUUAUGCAAAGAAAGAUUAUCUAGUAGAAAAUGAAGAGUUACCAAGUCCUUGAAGAAUAAUUCUGUAAUUCUAAUCAAGAAUCAGUGUCUUUUAUUCCUUGUGGUGGGAAUAUGGAUCAACAAAUGCGUUCAUACAUUCAUAAAAAAAAAGCUUAAUGGUUUAAUGGAGAAAUGUUACCUCAUUCUAAUGAAACAAAAGCACCAGGUUCAUGCUUAGAUUCAUUGAAUUUUCAUUUUUCAGGGUACAUACCGUAUAUGCCAGCGUACAAGGUGACCCAGCGUAUAAGA
Molecule: messenger RNA, 2563 nt
Organism: Crotalus tigris (Tiger rattlesnake)
Lineage: Eukaryota; Metazoa; Chordata; Lepidosauria; Squamata; Viperidae
Gene: SLC35D3
Product: solute carrier family 35 member D3
Exons: 2
Coding region: 1066-2328 (420 amino acids)
Cellular component (GO): Golgi apparatus
Molecular function (GO): antiporter activity
Source: RefSeq, a predicted model, not a curated record